Molecule: messenger RNA, 4599 nt
Organism: Cylindrotheca closterium
Lineage: Eukaryota; Bacillariophyta; Bacillariophyceae; Bacillariales; Bacillariaceae
Source: the annotation of a GenBank genome assembly
AUGGGACUUUCGAAUAACAAUCUCUCUGCAACGUCAACAUCACAACAUACUAAGACAGAGGAAUCAUUCUUAUUUUCAUCCACUAUGAAUCAUGAGAAUGAACGCUCAACGGAUCUUUGUACGAAACGAAAGGCAGCAGAGAUUGAAGUUGACGCGAUGGAUACUUCUCUCAAAGCCAGCAAUAUCGUCGGAACAUCAGAUAAGAUUCCACAGCAGCGAGAGCCUCCAUUGAAGAAAAGGUUCAGUCUGGAUUUGUUGUCGGAAGCAUCGGCGAUGCUCGCACAAGGUUUCGGUCCUUCCAAGAUUCAGGAGAUUGUGCAGCGACAGGAGAAUGAAUCGUCUGCCAUUAGGGAACAACAACAACAACAACAACAAGAAAUGGAGAAAAAUGAUUCAGCGCCAGCAACAUCAUCAGACCAAAUGGUGUUGGACGAAGCUCCAGACAAGGCUGGCCCUACAAACGGGGCAAAUAGCGUAUCGGUUGAGCCCAAAGUAGAGCCAACAGUGAAUUCAGAAGCAUCAAACGUUUUUAAAAAUAUCAGAAGCGAUGCAAACGCAGAACAAUCAGUGCAAAAGACAAAUGAGCAAUCACCACCACAGGUGGAUCAAGAACUGAAGCCGAGUACUUCAAUACGGACAGGACCAGAGAAUGAUAAUUCAGUAGUCAAGAAACCAUCCAUUGAUAUUAUUAAGGUGGACACUGUGGAAAAGGAUACGCCAAUCCGUACCGUAUCAGAGACAGAUAAUUCAGUCAAGGAAUCAUCAGCAUCCCAAGAUAUGAAGGUCGAUGAUAUAAACAAGGACGCACGUCUGCAGACAAUAUCAGAGAAAGCGGUUGAGACUUCAAAGGAUACGCCGAAUAUUCAGACAGCAACAGUACAGCUACCAUCCGACACACCAGGCACUGCUCCAAUGAAGCAGUCCGCCGAAGAGACUCCAAUUGACAUUGCGACAAUGAGUACGCCGAGUGUUCAGACAAAAUCGUCAGGGGCAGAUACUGCAGUUAUUAAGGAAUCUCAGGAUGUACAAGUCGACAGUGAAAAUAAGGAUGACACUCCAAUGGAAGCAGCAGCAGGCUCUGAGGGAGAUACUUCAGUUAAGGAACCUCAGGUGACUCUGGCCGACGACGAGAAAAAAGAUGCACCGAUGCAGACGGCAGCAGAAUUAGAGGCGCCAGAUAAUUCAGUUAAGGAAGAAUCUGCAUCUGGCAAUAAUACCGAGGUUAAUAAUGUGAAAAAUGUCACUGCGAUGCCAAAUUCUCCACCAGGGACAGAACAUUCAGUCAAGGAAGAAUCAUCAUUACAAACUGCAAAGUUUACCGUUGUGCAGGAGGACACUCCAAUGCCGAGUGCAUCAUUAGAGGCAGAUGAUUUGAUCAAGGAAGAAUCAUCAUCUCACGAUGCUGAAGAGGCCAACGAUGUCAAGCAUGUCGCUGCGAUGCCGACUUCAUCAACGGAGACUGACAAUGCUGUCAAUCAAGAAGUAUCACAACCUGUUAAGGUGAACGGUGUUAAGGAGGAUAUUCCAAUGCAGAAUGCAUCAUCAGAACCGGUUAGUUCAGUCAAGGAGUCGUCAUCUGAUAAUGCCGAGGUUGACGAUGUGAAGAAUGUAAGUGCGAUGUCACCUUCACCGAAGACAGAUAAUUCAACCAAGGAAGAACCAUCGCGACCUACAAAGAUUAAUGGUUUGAAGGACGAUUCUCCAAUGCAGACUACAUCACCAGAGGAUGAUACUUCAGUCAAGGAAUCCUCAUCGUUGGAUGCUCAGGUCAAGAAUUCUUCUGAUAUGCUGCCUAGUAGCAACGACGGCGUUUCUAAUGGCGGUAUACCAGCAGUAGCAAGUGAAGCGGUUGAGAGCUCGGCGACAAAUAGUGGAGAGGAUCAGACUGGAGAGACUGUGGCGCAGACUAUGGUGGCGAAUGGGCCACUCGUGAAGGACGCGAAAGAAUUAAACGGACAACAGGAGCAAUCUGGAGAAUCUAUGGCUAUUGGCGACACAAUCAAGGAGAUGGAAAAGGCGACCGAUGAGCCUAAGACUGCCGAUGAGCCCAAAACGGCUGAAACCAAAGUCGAGGAGGCCAAAAAAGAUACAACUGGAGAACCAAUGAGUACAGAUGAAAUUGUCAAGGAGACAAAAGAGGAAAGUGGGGCUACCGUAUCAACUGACGAAUCAGUGGAGACGAUGACACAAGAAACAAGGGGGCCUGUGUCUGGGACUACCAGUGUUUUGACGGAAACUCAACAAGAAAAAGAAGAAUCCGUGACCAAUGGGGAAAAAGGUCCGGAGACGAAAGAAGAAAAUAGGCAAGCCGAGGCUAACGAAAAAUUAAUCGAGCCAGCGCAACAAGAAAGCGGAAAUGGUAUCGGAGAUGACGAAUCAGCCAAGGGUACGAAGGAAAUGCCUGACAAAUCAGUGGAGAAGACGAAGGAAGAGGAACGAGAUCCGAUGGCUAUGGACGAAAAAGUUAAAGAAAAAGCCGAAGGAAAUGAACAGCCAGUGGCCUCCAUUGAAUCAGGCAAGGAAAUGAACGGCGAAAGCUGUGAACGAAUGGCUUGUGAUGAAGAAGCUGAGAAAGUGGAAGAGGAUAAAUCGGAGCCUAUGAUCAUCGAUGAAUCUGCUAAAGAGACGACAGCAGCGAAUCCUAGUACCUCCAGCAGAGAAACUGAGAACGAGAUCGCCAUGGAAAAGCCAGCAGUGAGUGACGCGCCAACCAUGUCUCGCGACGACACAGCUGAUCCAUCGCAGGGCAGUAGUGGUGUGAUCGAAUCAUCGGCAGAAGCUGCUAUGGAUGUCGACGACACCAAAACUGGUGAGCAAGCAAUUGGCAAUGGAAUCAAACUUGAUGAAAAGGAAACAGCUUGCGAAAAUCAAUCUGCGCAAGCGGACAAGAAGAUACCCAAGAAACGUACGAAUCCGGAGGUACUGGAAAUUAGGAAGCGGAUUCAGUUUGGUUGCCGCGACAAUGACCUGUCCGCGGCUAUGGCAGCGUACGACGAAGCUAUUGACAAGGAAAUCAAGGUUGAAGCGCAGUCGUUUUACAAUCUAUUGAAUCUCUGUGAUGGAACAGAACGAAACGUUCACAUUGGGACUCCAAAAGCCAAAUCGACCCUGUCUGAUGGCAUCGACGGGGUACCGGAUGUCGAUGAAGCGACUCGCUUGAAAUUUGCCUUUCGGCUUCGGGACCAUAUGAAGGAAUUGAAUCUUUCACUGAAUGAAGCUGCCUAUUCAGCUAUUGUGAAAUUGCUGUCAAAGUCAAGAGAAUUUGACCAAGCGCUGGCAAUACUCGAAGAAUCAGAAAACGUGCAACAGUGCAAGCCAAGGCUUCGGCUCUACUCUUCCCUCUUAAUUGCCUAUUGCGAAGAACACCGAAUGCUGGACGCGUUGGAGAUCUGGAAGAAGCUAACUCAGCAGAAGCUGCAGGCGACCGAAAAGGAGUAUGCUGCCUUGAUGCAAUGCGCGACUUCUACGGGGGACGCCAUAGUGUUUGCAAGGGUGCUGACUGACCUCGCCGAGGAUGUUCUCGUACCAUCGAAAGGGACGGUUUCGCGGAUACUGGAAUGGUUUGAAUUUGCUCACUCUUUCCACACAGCAAGUCUCACCAAACGACGUGCUGAUGAGACGAAAGUAUGUGAGUGUCUGGAACAAAUUCAUGCGGGCGAAAAGGAGGCACCUCCAAAUAUGGGGCCCGUCGUAAAUGUCAAUGCGUGGCAAAUAAGUUCGGCCUGUCCCAUUGACAUGAAAAGUGGUACACUUCAAACUGGAUGCUUGAAAGGGUGCAAAUUGAGUCCAGUCAACAUCUCGCAACGGGCGUGGGAUGAAAUGAGAGAUAUGAACGAGAAGAUUGUUACGGAUGGACAAGUGGAAGGGCACAACACACAGUUCCAAGGGGGAAAGAAAGGGAAAAAGAGAAUGGACUUCUCUCCAGAAGAACGUAAACAAGAAUGGGAUCGCUUUACCAACUUCUUGGAUUCCAUUGGACACGUCGAUGUGGUUAUUGACGGCGCCAAUGUCGGAUGCUUUGAAAAGAACUUUGCCGGAGCUCCGAAACACAUUGAUUAUCGUCAAAUUGACUGGAUCGUCCAGCACUUUUCGAAAAUGGGGAAAAAGGUACUUCUUGUAUUGCACGAGCGCCACUUUGCAAAACACAUGAUGCCAGACAACUUCCGGUGGCUCGAACAGAAAUGGUUGAAUGGCAGGAACCUGUACAAGACACCAAGGGGGAUGAACGACGAUUGGUUCUGGCUUCAUGUCGCCUACAAACACCAGUCUCUAGUAGUUACGAACGACGAGAUGCGCGAUCAUCACUUUCAGAUGCUAGCUCCACGAACUUUCUUGCGUUGGAAGGAACGCCACCAUGCGCACUUUGAUUUUGGAAAUUGGAUCACUGCUGGAGAUGGAAGCCGGCAAAGGGAGGUCUUACUCACCUUGCCUGAAGCUUAUUCUAGACGACUGCAACGCGUGGAAGAUGGCCUGGUCGUUCCGUUGGCAAAGCAAGGCGAUAGCAAUCGAUUCAUGGAUGGGGGACACGCUGCUUCUGAUGAUGAACCGGAGGAAGAGACGUACUUGUGCAUUCGCCCAAACAAGCCGCAGGAUUCAUAA